Molecule: messenger RNA, 1384 nt
Organism: Papaver somniferum (opium poppy)
Lineage: Eukaryota; Viridiplantae; Streptophyta; Magnoliopsida; Ranunculales; Papaveraceae
Product: high mobility group nucleosome-binding domain-containing protein 5-like
Exons: 2
Coding region: 313-894 (193 amino acids)
Source: RefSeq, a predicted model, not a curated record
UAAUAUAAUUGGGGGCCUAACCAAAUUUAUAACCGCCCCAGAAUAAAUAAGAGGCUUCCAAAAUGAUGGUGAAAAUACCAGUUUACCCUUCUCUAAUAACUAACCCUAAAAUCCUAUUAACAAUUAAACCAAAGGCCCCCAUUUACUUUUCAAAAGAAAACUGUCUCUUCUUCUCCUCGCACAGUCGUUCUAUUUUCUUCUUCUCAUCCCACAAUCUUCCAUUAACGAUUAGAGAAGAAAAAAUUUCAUCUGAUUCAUCGUCUCAAUCGUCGAUGCGAAAAUUUUAAUCGACGAUUAACUUCUUCUACAAACAUGGCACGUACGGAGAUGACUGCGAGACUAGCCAAUCAAAUCCCCAAUCUCGUCGAUAUCGUUAAAGCGGCGAAGGACUAUUCGAGAACAAGGAAGAAAUCAAAACCGCCGGAGAAAGAAAUGGCUCCAAUUAGAAGUAGCAAGAAUAAAAAGGAUAAGAAUGUGUUGGUAACUCCUCCAUCCAAACCUCCCCGCAACUUAAAAUACCUAAAUGCGGGUCUAUUACGAGGAAAAACAUCGAGUGAGGUAGCCGCAAUUAUCCGCGAACCCAGAGAACCAUGUGCUGAUUCCGAUGAAUCGUCGUCUUCAUUAGAUGUUGUUAUAUAUACAACCCCAAGCGAUGAAGAAGAAGUCGCGGAACAUGAGGAGGAGGAUGGUAAUGAUGGUAAUGGUGGUAAUCAUGGUGAUGAGGAGACAGAGAAUGAGGAAGAGGGGGAUCAAGGUAAUGAUGGAAAUGGUAGUGGUAGAGGUGAUGAAGAGGGGGUUGAAGAUGAUGGUAAUGAUGGAAAUGGUAAUGAAAGAGAUGAUGGUGGUAGUAGUGAUAAGGAGGAGGAUGAAAUUCAGGAGCAGCAGGAGGAUUAAAUUCAGGAGCGGGAGGAGGAUGCGGCGCAACCACAGCCUGAGUCGAAGGGGAAAGGUCCAAUUGCACCCAGCGCGACACAUUCCACCCAUGUGUUUGCAGCUUACUCGUCUUAGCAAUGGGAAAGCCAGAGGUGAACCUAAAGACGGCGCAAAAGUUCUAUUUGGAUAUGCUAGCUCGUGGGCCCGUACCAUCUAUGAGACAAUUGCAACAUUCUCAACUUUGCUUUUCAUAUGAUAUGUUGAUAUUCAAUUUCUUAUGUUUAAUUUGUAUUUGUUUGUCUUUUGUAGGAUCAUAGGAAUGCCACGCGUCUUUUUAGACACCCAUCUUCUUAUGCAAAAAUGAAAAAAUGACCGCUAGAAGAUGAAUGUGCAAGAGUGAGAAAAAUUGUUGAAAACUCAGGUUUAAGUUUAUUUUUUUCCAAGUCUAGUAAUAAUGCAUAGACUUGGCAAAAUGAAUAAUGGAAAUAGAUAAUAGCAAGUCAUUUUUUUA